This is a messenger RNA of Carassius carassius (crucian carp), 971 nucleotides long. RefSeq names its product retinal cone rhodopsin-sensitive cGMP 3',5'-cyclic phosphodiesterase subunit gamma-like. The transcript is spliced from 3 exons. Gene Ontology annotation, molecular function: 3',5'-cyclic-nucleotide phosphodiesterase activity; cGMP binding. The record is from RefSeq and is a predicted model, not a curated record. Gene Ontology annotation, cellular component: photoreceptor outer segment membrane. Gene Ontology annotation, biological process: positive regulation of epidermal growth factor receptor signaling pathway; visual perception; positive regulation of G protein-coupled receptor signaling pathway. Bases 420 to 692 code for a protein of 90 amino acids. Lineage: Eukaryota; Metazoa; Chordata; Actinopteri; Cypriniformes; Cyprinidae.
GCUUAUAUUGCCAUCCAGGGUUGGUCUAUUGUCAUUAUCAAAGUUGUUGACUGCUUGGAUGCUUGUGAAUGCUAUUUUUGUCAUGAAUGAAGCAUAUGUUCUAUCUAAUCCAUGACAGACUCUCCAGGUGUACUGCUGUGAGCUGACCAUUCAAAAAGAUUUCUUAAUGAAGGCCAGUUUGCAUUUUCAGAAUCCAAUGAGUGUUGUCCUUUUGCCUGAGUUAACCUGCAGCAGACUGCUGCUACGUCACUGCGCCAAUCUGUCAGGUUUUGCUGUUGACCCAUUGACGCAAACACAGGCCAGUCUGAGUGUAUUUAAGCUGGCUUUCCUCAUCUGCAAGAAGAGAGAUUGACAUUGAACGAGAAAUUGUUGAGUCCAUAAGAACGGAUACAAAAAUCUGAUACAGACAGUGUACUGGGAUGAGCUCUGGAAAUAGCUGUGACAGUCUCAGCGACUCGCCUAUUAGCCUGAUAAGAGUGGUGGGACCAACAACACCCAGAAGAGGACCACAUACAUUCAAACUGAGAAUGACAAGGCAAUUCAAAAGCAAACCUCCCAAGAAGGGAGUCAAAGGAUUUGGAGAUGAGAUCCCAGGAAUGGAUGGUCUUGGGACUGACAUCACCGUGGUGUGUCCGUGGGAAGCCUUUAGCCAUCUGGAGUUGCAUGAGCUCGCCCAGUAUGGUAUUAUUUGAACUGGACUACAGGAAGAUGCGUCACCUGGACUUGUUUAGUGGACUAGACUAGUUCCACCUCUGGAUCUGCAAAUGGACACUUCCACCAUUGCCUUGAAACAGUUGUAUAAACGCCAACUCACCAGCCUAUGAAUGCACAAUACACAAUGUAGUGACUUGGAGGAAUUAGGAUUAUUAAGGUUUAUAGGAUGAUAUAAAGCUGUGGAAUGUGGAGCAAUAUGGAAUUUGAUUCCAGUCUGUUUGUUUUCUUUUCUACAGAGCAUAACCAAAAUAAUUAUU